Trichoderma breve is the source of this 1272-nucleotide messenger RNA. RefSeq lists its product as uncharacterized. Gene Ontology annotation, molecular function: siRNA binding. The coding region runs from base 1 to 1272 and encodes 423 amino acids. Gene Ontology annotation, cellular component: nucleus. Gene Ontology annotation, biological process: regulatory ncRNA-mediated heterochromatin formation. The record is from RefSeq and is a predicted model, not a curated record. Lineage: Eukaryota; Fungi; Ascomycota; Sordariomycetes; Hypocreales; Hypocreaceae. The transcript is spliced from 4 exons.
AUGUUUCGUCGUCUAUGGUCGGGCCUCCCAAAGGAUGCCUCUUUUCCGUCGGAUCUCAAAGGACUUGGAUACUUUGUCAACGACCAAGAUGAAAUCAGAUCCAUCGAGGAUCCCGAUAAUUACUUCAAAUUCUUUAUUGACAAAAACCCUCGGAUUUGCGCUCGUCAGCGAUUCGCAUUCAAUCAUGCCUUGGAAUCCGUCAUUCACGAACGUCUAGAGAAAGAAGGCCUACAGAAACUCUUCCUCCCUCUAGGAACAUCUACCGCCGAGCCGCACAUGCCCAUCUUCAUCACCCCAAAUCUCGAUACCAAAUCUCGUAUCGUCGUCAUAUUCGGCGAACCUAUGCAGGAGCUCGGCCUCGUGGCCGGCCGUGUCGCCAAUGGAGCUGGAGGCAUCAACGAAGGCAGCAUGGUCUCUGUGGUUCGUGCUCUAUUAUCGCAGUGUUCGUCUCCAGAUGAUACCUCUCCACCUGGUAUCGUGCUGGCAAAUAUGGGACAGACGUACUUCUGGCCACAGGGAAAGCGUGCGAUUACGGUCCUUGCGAGCUCGUUUUUGCCGCUGCCUAGUUUGUUGCAUAAAGGUGUACGACAUGUGCCGGCGCUGAAUGAUAUUCCCGGCAAUGAGGAUCCAGUGACGCAUGUCAAGUACAUGUUUGGCGAGGUGCUUCGCUCCAUGGCGAAUGACAAGGCAUUGUUGGAUAUUAUAGCUAUUGGAGAGAGCUGCGAAAUCGUCGAAAAGUUCUUAGAUGGCCAACAAGCUUGGGAUACUUGGGGCAAGAGGCUCAAUUCCAUGACCAUGUUGGGCCCGGUAUGCGAAGCGGAAGAUUUGACAAACGCAUCGUUCAAAGACUUCAUGGCAAAGCGAGCCCGUGGCUAUCUCGUCUGUCCAGAGCCCCUUGGCACUCCUCUAGCUCCCCCUGAAGGUAAUUCGGAGCUCAGCAUUCCACCACUUGGCUUUCCAUGCGUCUCUUCGUCCGAGCCAAUGUACGCCGAAACUAUCCUGAUUCGAGCGCGACCUCAUAUUCUUUCGCACAUUCAAGACGUAGCUAUGGAUUUAGGCUAUGAGAAUCCAGCCAUCACGCCGAUCGAUUGUCCGCCGCCUGCAAUGACUGAGCAGCACUGGGAUGAUUUGCCCGAGGAGCAUAAGCCUGAGGUGUCCAAGGUCGACCCGGCAGAGUUCAAGGCGCAAGUGAAGCAGGCUAAGCGCUGGAGAAAGUUUCAGGAGACCGGGCAGGCACCGGAUACAGAUUCUGAGUCGGAGUCGGAGGUCUAA